AUGGCGACACAUCAUCUCUGCACUUCUCCAGCACUGGCACACAAGUACCGACCGACCAAUCGCUUUGCCUUCAGCUUCAAGCCACACCGUCUUGGACCAGUCGGCCACUCCUUGUCUACUGUAGUUCGGUCUUACAAGGUGACAAUCGAGCACGAUGCUCGUGCCAAGACAACCAUUGAUGUAGACCUAGAUGAAACUAUCCUCGCCAAGGCACUAGACUCCAGCUUGACCGUCCCACAUAACUGUAAGCUUGGUGCGUGCAUGACGUGUUUGACUCGACUGGUGAGCGGCGAGGUUGAUCAGAGCGAAGGCAUGUUCAAUGAUGAUGUCGUUGAACGCGGGUACACACUGCUCUGUGCUUCCUACCGUCGAUCUGAUUAUCACAUUCGGACCAUCCAGGAAGAAGAAUUGUUGUCACUGCAAUUGGCAACUGCAAAUGAUUAG
Nelumbo nucifera (sacred lotus) is the source of this 444-nucleotide messenger RNA. The record is from RefSeq and is a predicted model, not a curated record. Lineage: Eukaryota; Viridiplantae; Streptophyta; Magnoliopsida; Proteales; Nelumbonaceae.